Molecule: messenger RNA, 1416 nt
Organism: Strongyloides ratti
Lineage: Eukaryota; Metazoa; Nematoda; Chromadorea; Rhabditida; Strongyloididae
Product: G-protein, beta subunit domain and WD40 repeat and Quinonprotein alcohol dehydrogenase-like superfamily domain and NLE domain and WD40/YVTN repeat-like-containing domain and WD40-repeat-containing domain and G-protein beta WD-40 repeat-containing protein
Exons: 1
Coding region: 1-1416 (471 amino acids)
Biological process (GO): ribosomal large subunit assembly; Notch signaling pathway
Cellular component (GO): nucleolus
Molecular function (GO): protein binding
Source: RefSeq, a predicted model, not a curated record
AUGGAAAAUGAAGCAAUACUUGUAGAAUUUGUUAAUGAAAAUGGUGAUACAUUAAAUUCUGAUCCAUUACUAUUACCUUUAUCCGCAACUAAUUUCCAGUUACAAACACUUGUAAAUCAAUUAUUAGAAAAUGAAGAUCCAGUUCCAAUUGAUUUUAAAACAGAAGAUGGUGUAAAUGUUUCAGAAUCUUUAAUAGAAUCAUUUGAAAAAGAUAAGAUAAAUACUGAAAAAGGAAUAAAACUUUUUUAUUAUCCUCAAGCUGUUUUUAAAGUAACUCCUGUCACAAGAUGUACAUCAACACUACCUGGGCAUGGUGAACCAGUUAUUUCUGUUCAAUUUUCACCUGAUGGAAGAAAUUUAGCAUCAGGAAGUGGAGAUAAAACAGUUAGAAUGUGGGAUGUUCUAACAGAAAUGCCAAAAUAUACUUUAACAACACAUAAACAUUGGGUUCUUUGUAUAUCAUGGUCACCAAAUGGAAAAAAAUUAGCAUCUGCUUGUAAAAAUGGUCAAAUAUGUAUUUGGAAUCCUGAUAAUGGUAAACAAAUUGGACCAGUACUUUCUGGGCAUAAACAAUGGAUUAAUUGUAUUUCAUGGCAACCAGCCCACAUGGAUCCUGAAUCAAGAUUACUUGCUAGUGCUGGAAAAGAUGGUACUGUAAGAAUAUGGGAUACAAUAUUAUUUCAAACAAUAAAAGUUUUAGCUGGACAUACAGCAUCAGUAACAUGUGUAAAAUGGGGAGGUGAAGGAUUAAUAUAUUCAGGUAGUCAAGAUAGGACAAUUAAAGUUUGGAGAUCUUCUGAUGGUAUUCUUUGUAAAACAUUAACGGGCCAUGCUCAUUGGGUUAAUACACUUGCUUUAAAUACUGACUAUGUUUUAAGAACAGGACCUUUUGAUUUAAAAAAUAAUUGUAUAGCAAUUGAUGAUAGCGAAAUACAAAGUUUAGCAUUAGCAAGAUAUAAUUCUGUUAAAGGUUCUGAUCACGAAAAACUUGUUAGUGGUUCAGAUGAUUUUACAUUAUUUUUAUGGGAACCUUAUGAUAAUAGAAAAAAUUUAGCAAGAAUGACAGGUCAUCAGCAAUUAAUAAAUCAAGUACUUUUUUCUCCAGAUUCUAGAUAUAUUGCUUCAGCUUCUUUUGAUAAGUCAAUAAAAAUAUGGGAUGGUAAAACUGGAAAAUACAUUACAAGUUUAAGAGGUCAUGUUCAAGCUGUUUUUCAAAUUAGUUGGUCUGCUGACUCAAGAUUAUUAGUUUCUGGUUCUGCUGAUUCAACCUUAAAAGUAUGGAAUAUGAAAACAAGAGGACUAAUGAUUGAUUUACCUGGUCAUGGUUCUGAUGUUUUUGCUGUUGACUGGAGCCCUGAUGGUGAGCGUGUUGCUUCUGGAGGAAAAGAUAAAGUUUUAAAGAUUUGGAGACAAUAG